Molecule: messenger RNA, 2372 nt
Organism: Chara braunii
Lineage: Eukaryota; Viridiplantae; Streptophyta; Charophyceae; Charales; Characeae
Source: the annotation of a GenBank genome assembly
GACUGUUGGGCUAAGAGAGGGCGACUAUACCAACAGAGUUACAACGUGCAGGACCCGGAGUUAGAGGAAAUCAAGGAACAUCAUAGGCAAGCGAGACGGGAAAAGCAAGAAUUAGAGGAGAUGAGGAGGGCGGAGGGAGAGAAGAAGACCAAGGAGGAAGAGGAACGGCGAAAGAAUCAGGAUUUUGCCAGAAAGAUUGAGGAACUACGUCUGCAACUGCGCAUGGACCUCAACAAGGAAUGGCGACAAAGGGAGCAGGAAGCGACUGCUGCGGUAAAGAGCAAUUUGGAUGACGGACAGCCGACUGUAAAAAAUUGGAAGGAUAGGAAGUGCGGACGGAAGGGAAAAAAGUCUAGGAGGGGACAACGCUCUGACUCGAGUGAGUCAUCGGACUCGGAGAGUGAAUCCGAAUGGGACUCCACACUAUCGACUUCUUCGAAAGAGGAUGGUAGCAAGGGGAGGGGUCGACGCAAGAAGGGGAAGGAGAGGACACGUGGUGCGAAGAAGAAGAUUACGAAACCGAAGGAUAGGAAGAAAGUCGUCUCACCGGUAAACCUUACUCCGAGGUUUGAACGGGGCGAGUGUUCAAAGCAUUGCACAUCCGGACUAGAGAAAGAACACGGAGAGCAAAGACCAGACGAGGAAGACCGGGACGAACGUGAGGAUGAGCCAAAGACCCCACUAACGGGUGGGUACAAGGGGCUCUCGGCGGGAUGUUCACAAAAAGGCUUGAUCGAAUAUUGCAUCUCUGCCCACAAGAUUUACUCAGGCAAGAGUGCACUAGAUCUCAGGAAGUUAUGUGAUAAGAAGGGAAUUCGCUACACGAAGAAACCAGAGGUAGUUGAGUUGCUAACAAGACAGCAAGUAGAGCUCGCAUAUGAGGGAUUUGAGGAGAAGGAAGGGGAGGGCAGUGCGGACAAGAAAGGAAAGGGGAAAGCUCAACAGACGCCAAAAGCAGAGAUUAGGAAGGACCAGAUCGUACACGAGCACGCGACCCGGUGGCGAGAGCACUGCAGAAAUGCUAGGAACUACGCGCUGGGUCUUACACCACACCUCUAUAGGCGGCUGCGGUCUUUUGGCCUAGAGAAGUACGUACUGCUGCUGAUUCGGCACACAGAGAAGGAUGACGAUUACGCAUAUGAGAAGUUUCUGAUAGCGAAUUUUUGUCCAAGUCUCAACUCACGGGACAUUGAUAAACGUGAAGUUAGAAGGCGCAGGAAGGUGAGGAAGGGCCGUAGGGAGAGGAAGGGUAGAUCAGCUGGGACCGCCGUUAGGGAGGCAGUAAUUGGUCGUUACCAAGAAAGCAGUUUUGCUUCCUUAUUUAACUGGCUGAAUAGCAGGUGUGGCACGGGGGAGGUACACAAAGUGGUGGACUUCAGUAAGGGAGCAUUAUGGAUUGAUGGUUGGAAGGUGAUUAGGAGGACGUUUGGGGAGACAAGGCUUCUGAUCGCUGGAAGUCGGAUGCGUCUCAAGCAUGCAAAGGAGAAUUUGCAGAAAGGUGGAACUGUGGUUUUCCUGAGGAUUGUGAAGAUGAAGACUACGACCGAGAAAAAUAAUUUUUUUCUCGCAAUGCUCCUCAGGCGCCCAAAACCGUCAUCGCAGUUGGCCAACCUGACUACGAACAAACUCGUAGGGCUCUACUGGGCGGCUGGCUGCUUCGCUGAGAAGAAAACUAAGCUUGCCCUGCGUUGGAAGAUCGACAGUGCUAUCAGGAGGAAGACGGGUAUCGGCGUGAGAAGAAGAAUCACUGUGAAGCUGCGCUACGAUUCCGACAUACGGAAGAGAGGAGUGCGGGAAAUGGUUGAGCAAGUUGUUGACGGUAAGGUUCAAGAGAAGGCAGUCGCAGGCUUCAUGAAGACCAGAAUUCGGGUAGUUUGGUUGAGAAACAGAACGGUGGGUCAGCUGCUUCAUAACCAAAAGGUUUUUGCGAUGGAGGAGGAGUUUUCCUGUGGAUGUUCCAACUCCAGUCUCCCAAAGAUGGACGGACAUGGAGCGACGAGAUUCGCCGAGCUGCCUGAGGUUCCCCAAUUCUUACGCAACUCCAAGAACAUCACGAGAUCCAGCAGGGCUUUGAAUGGGGACACCUUGGUCCAAGCAGUGCUAGAUGCGACUAAACACAUUCAGGGAAUCACACCAAAGAUCGUUGUGCCUGAGGGAACCAUCGCCGAAGAAAGGGGUACAUCCGUGGCUUGGACAGAUGACGAAGUCAAGAUGUGGAGCAAGAAACUAAGUGGACUGGUGUUAGUCCCGGUUGACCGAAAUCAGGGAGACACGGCGGUUUUCUGUCCUGUUCUGUAUAGACAUGCGUUUGGGAAGGUCUUCCUCUAGAACACAAAUUACUGCGAAGUCUGCCCGACUGCUCUAGAAGCUGA